AAACAAAUGAUUUGACAAUUUUCAUAUUUUUCUCACAACUGUCAGAGAUAUUUUGUUAAUUUUUCUAUAUUUUUGCCAAAAUUAAUUCGUUCAAGUGAUAGAAUUCCACAUUGAAUAUGUUACAUUUGUGAACUACACCAUUCUCUGUUGCUGUUCAUUCUCGAGGAAUCUGUGUCUGAUAACGGGUAAUCAUCUAUCUCAAGAAUGGUGAAAAAAGGUCCUGUCGUCGUACCGAUGCAGGUAGACGAAACGUACGCCAAACUGCCUCAAGUUGCGGCCGCAGCUCCUCUAAAAGCUGCUCAAAAAGAACAGGGCGAAAGUAAACCGAAGAAAAACGACGGUAUCAAGUCGUAUUACAAAUACAAGGUUGAGACUUUGCAGUUAAUUAUUCAAGAUCGUACGCAAAAUCUGCGCCGUCUGGAAGCUCAACGUAACGAGCUAAACGCCAAGGUUCGUAUGUUACGCGAAGAAAUCAUGCUUCUGCAAGAACAAGGAUCGUACGUUGGCGAAGUGAUCAAACCAAUGGAUAAGAAGAAAGUGCUGGUCAAGGUACACCCGGAGGGAAAGUUUGUCGUAGAUUUAGAUAAGAAUAUCGAAAUGACCGAUGUGACUCCGAAUUCUCGAGUCGCUUUGAGAAACGAGAGCUACACGUUACAUAAGAUCCUACCGAACAAGGUUGAUCCUCUGGUAUCGCUGAUGAUGGUCGAAAAGGUACCCGAUUCCACGUACGAGAUGGUCGGCGGUUUAGAUAAACAGAUAAAAGAAAUCAAAGAAGUUAUCGAGUUGCCGGUCAAGCAUCCCGAGUUGUUCGAAGCUUUAGGUAUAGCUCAACCGAAAGGUGUGCUUUUAUACGGACCUCCCGGUACGGGUAAAACGUUAUUGGCUCGAGCCGUAGCUCAUCACACCGAAUGUACGUUUAUACGUGUCUCCGGUUCGGAACUAGUUCAAAAAUUUAUCGGCGAAGGUUCGCGUAUGGUUCGUGAACUUUUCGUAAUGGCUCGUGAACACGCUCCUAGUAUAAUAUUCAUGGACGAAAUCGACUCUAUAGGAUCAUCUCGAAUCGAAUCGAGCAGCGGAGGCGAUUCCGAAGUACAACGUACCAUGUUAGAAUUGCUCAAUCAACUCGACGGUUUCGAAGCGACUAAAAAUAUCAAAGUUAUCAUGGCCACUAAUCGUAUAGAUAUCUUAGAUCCGGCUCUGCUACGUCCCGGACGUAUAGAUCGUAAAAUCGAAUUCCCUCCUCCCAAUGAAGAAGCUCGUUUAGAUAUUUUGAAAAUUCACUCUCGUAAGAUGAACCUGACCAGAGGUAUUAAUCUUAGAAAGAUCGCCGAACUGAUGCCCGGUGCUUCGGGUGCCGAAGUCAAGGGUGUUUGCACCGAAGCUGGUAUGUACGCUUUGAGAGAACGUCGAGUACACGUCACGCAAGGUGAUUUCGAAAUGGCAGUUUCCAAAGUAAUGCAGAAAGAUUCCGAAAAGAAUAUGUCAAUUAAGAAAUUAUGGAAGUGAUCGAUUUAUUACGUUGAAAACGGUUUCGCGGUGUGUAUGCUCCCUAUUCCCCAUCUCUUCGUCCCAGAGUUAUAUUUUUCCUUAUAUAUUUGUAUAAUUUCUUAUACUUCUUCUACGCUGUAAUAUUUCGUUGCUCUCCAUAUCCCCAUACAUUUUAUGUAAUCACAAUAAGUCGACGUAUUCAACUAACUCGAAUUUAUUUUUUUCGUUUUUUUUUCUCUUACGCGUAUGUGGUAAUAAUGCUAUAGAUGGAUUAAAUAAUGUAUGUAUAUUUUCAAGUGAAACUGAAACGAUGCAGAUGUUUUUCGUUUUCCACAUACCCAGUCGUUUGUUUUUUUAAUAUUAUUUGUCAAGUGGAUUGAAUAAAAAAAAAAAUGAGUAAAUAAUUUUAACACA
This is a messenger RNA of Planococcus citri (citrus mealybug), 1902 nucleotides long. It is a transcript of the gene Rpt6, whose product is annotated as 26S proteasome regulatory subunit Rpt6. The transcript is spliced from 2 exons. Gene Ontology annotation, cellular component: proteasome regulatory particle, base subcomplex. Gene Ontology annotation, molecular function: ATP hydrolysis activity; proteasome-activating activity; ATP binding. Gene Ontology annotation, biological process: proteasome-mediated ubiquitin-dependent protein catabolic process. NCBI's taxonomy places the organism in Eukaryota, Metazoa, Arthropoda, Insecta, Hemiptera, Pseudococcidae. The record is from RefSeq and is a predicted model, not a curated record. The coding region runs from base 205 to 1506 and encodes 433 amino acids.